Molecule: messenger RNA, 1631 nt
Organism: Oryza brachyantha (malo sina)
Lineage: Eukaryota; Viridiplantae; Streptophyta; Magnoliopsida; Poales; Poaceae
Exons: 1
Coding region: 52-1455 (467 amino acids)
Source: RefSeq, a predicted model, not a curated record
AUCACUAGCUAGUUGGAGGCUUGGAGCUAGCUCGAUCGCUACCACGAGCUCAUGGUCAUGGCGCCGACCCAGGUGGAAGUGGAAGGCGGCGGCGUUCGGGUCGUGUCACGCCGCCUCGUCCGGCCGGAGCCAUGCGCGCCGCCGGAGCAAGCAGCUGAGACCAUGCACCUCACGCCGUGGGAUCUUAGGAUGAUGGCCGUGGAGUGCAUCCAGAAGGGCGUUCUCCUGCCCAGGCCACCCGCCGGAGGUCAGCACCACGUCGAACACCUCGCCUCGUCGUUCGCCCGCGCCCUGGCUCGCUUCUACCCGCUGGCCGGACGCCUCGCCGUGGAAGAGAUUGAUGACGAUGACGGCGGCGGCGGCGCGUCGCGUGAGUUGAGGAGCAUCUCCAUCUCGCUGUGCUGCAACGACAAGGGAGCUGAGUUCGUCCACGCGGUGGCGCCUGGCGUCACCGUCGCCGACAUCACCGCCUCGGUUUACGUCCCCCGUGUCGUCUGGUCCUUCUUCCCGCUCAACGGCAUGGUUGGCGCGGCCGCCGCCGUGGACUGUCGUCCGGUCCUGGCCGCGCAGGUCACUGAGCUCGCCGACGGCGUGUUCGUCGCCAUGUCGCUCAGCCACGGCGUCGCCGACGGGGGAACGUUCUGGCACUUGUUCCGCACGUGGUCGGAGAUGAGCCGAGGCUGCGAGCUGUCCACGCCAUCGCCGGUGCUGGAGAGGUGGUUCGUGGACAGCUGCCCCGUGCCGAUCCCUCUACCCUUCGCCACGCCGGAGGACAUGAUCCGGCAGGCCGAGUACCCGCCGGUGCAAGAAUGCUUCUUCCAUUUCACGGCGGAGAGCGUGAAGAAGCUGAAGGCGAAGGCGAACGACGAGAUGGCCGGCGAGGCCACGGCCACGAUCUCCUCGCUGCAGUCGCUUCUCGCCCACCUCUGGCGAGCCGUGUGCCGAGCCAGGCGCCUCUCGCCGGAGCAGGAGACACGCUACGCCCUCCCUGUCGGAUGCCGAGCACGGGUGAAGGGCCUAGCGCAGGGCUACCUGGGCAACGCGGUGGCUCCCGUGGCCGCGAAGGCCGCCGCCGGCGAGGUCAUGGACAAGGGGCUGGGCUGGACGGCGUGGCUGCUGAACCGCGCCGUGGCGUCGGUCGACGAGGCGAGCGUGAGGGGCACGCUGGCCGCGUGGCCGGAGAAGCCGAGCUUCCUGCGCAUGGCGGAUCUGCAGAAGCAAGCCGGCGGCGGGAUGGGGACGUCGAACUCGCCGCGGUUCGACGUGUACGGCAACGACUUCGGGUGGGGGAGGCCGGUGGGCGUGCGGAGCGGAGGCGGGAACAAGCUCGACGGGAAGAUGACGGUGUACGAGGGACGAGACGGCGGGGGGAGCAUGGCGCUGGAGGUGUGCCUUGCACCGGAGGCGCUCGCGAGGCUCGUUGCCGACGAGGAGUUCAUGGGCGCCCCGGCGUGACCGCGGUCGACCAACUUCGCUCCUUCAUGGUGAAUAAUAAAGGGAAACAAAUUUAAAUUCUCGACAAUAUUCACUCGUCUAUAUAUUGUGCAUCAUCUAAAUAUUUAUAAAAAAUAAAAUAAAAUAAAAGAUAAAUUAAUACGAGAUAUAUCACUCUAGAUACUAUAAGUUUUAAU